AGAGCCAAAGAAAACUUCAGGUAACAUGCGUUUUAUACUUUGAUUAUUUUAUCUUCUUUUACAAAAUUAUCUUGUGAUUUAUAUUGUCUUUUUGCUAAAUCAACUUCUUUGGAUAUUUUGAAAGACGUGCCUUCCCAUCUGGAAGAAGUCAGCAACGCCAUCCGGUACCAGAAAAAGGGAAGGGGAAAGCAUCAACGAGAUACAUGCCUUAUUUCAAAGCUAAGAAAAGUUGGACUCAUAAUUUUUGUAUUCUUGGUGGAGUAAUUGACGAUCACACCCCUACAAAGGAUAAUUUACUGGAUCUCCAGAAAGCUGGCUUGGGGAGGAAAAAGGUAGUAUUUGAAAAUAACAAGUCAAAUCAUGAAGAAUUCAUUGUAGCCCUUGAAAAGGCAUGCCCUAAACUCAAAGAUGGAGGAGGUGUGGAGCUGCUUUAUGCUGUUGGAGGUGGUGGAGGACAAAGGAAACUGGAAACUAUUCCACCUGGCCCAGAUGGCUAUUCCAUUCCUUACCUGAGAUGCACAGUGUGUGUUGGUCAAGCAGUCACCUGUGUAAGACCUUUGCAACAGGACUUAGACCUCAGUCCACAAUCCACUAGUCUGUUUGUAGGAGACAAGGAUUGCCCGACUGUUGAAUGCAUGUCGUGUGGCCAGAAAGUGAAUUAUGGUCACCUUAGGGUCCAUAAGGAGAAGGAGUGCAAAGAAUCUACACUUAAGGUAUUUGUCAAAGCUAUUGUUGAAGUUAAAGUCGGGACGUGA
Stylophora pistillata is the source of this 755-nucleotide messenger RNA. RefSeq lists its product as uncharacterized. Lineage: Eukaryota; Metazoa; Cnidaria; Anthozoa; Scleractinia; Pocilloporidae. Gene Ontology annotation, molecular function: ubiquitin-protein transferase activity. The record is from RefSeq and is a predicted model, not a curated record.